Molecule: messenger RNA, 1289 nt
Organism: Arvicola amphibius (Eurasian water vole)
Lineage: Eukaryota; Metazoa; Chordata; Mammalia; Rodentia; Cricetidae
Gene: Hmx1
Product: H6 family homeobox 1
Exons: 2
Coding region: 1-999 (332 amino acids)
Biological process (GO): negative regulation of DNA-templated transcription; regulation of transcription by RNA polymerase II
Cellular component (GO): nucleus
Molecular function (GO): DNA-binding transcription factor activity, RNA polymerase II-specific; RNA polymerase II transcription regulatory region sequence-specific DNA binding
Source: RefSeq, a predicted model, not a curated record
AUGCCGGAUGAGCUGACCGAACCCGGGCGCGCCACGCCAGCCCGCGCCUCUUCCUUCCUCAUCGAGAACCUGCUGGCAGCCGAGGCCAAGGGUGCAGGGCGCGCAACCCAGGGCGAUGGCGUCCGCGAAGAGGAGGAAGAUGACGAGGACCCCGAGGAUGAGGACCCAGAGCAGGCGCGGAGGCAACGGCUGCAGAGGCGGCGACAGCUACGCGCGGGCAGCGGGCCGGGCGGGGAUGCGAGGGCGCGGGCGCUGGGCCUCGGGCCCCGGCCACCUCCCGGGCCCGGGCCGCCCUUCGCGCUCGGCUGCGGAGGCACGACGCGGUGGUACCCACGGGCCCACAGCGGCUACGGAGGUGGCCUGAGUCCUGACACAAGCGACCGGGACUCUCCGGAGGCCUGCGAGGAGAUGGGUCGCGCAGAGAGUUCGUGGCCGCGGUGUCCCGGGCCGGGAGCCUUGCCGCGGGAGGCGACGACGCAGGGCCAAGCGGCCGGCGGGGAGGAGGCGGCGGAGCUGGCAGAGGCCCCGGCGGCAGUGGCGGCUGCAGCAGGGGAGGCGCGCGGUGGCCGCAAGAAGAAGACGCGCACGGUUUUCUCGCGCAGCCAGGUCUUCCAACUCGAGUCCACCUUCGACCUGAAGCGCUACCUGAGCAGCGCGGAGCGGGCAGGCCUCGCCGCCUCGCUGCAGCUCACCGAGACGCAGGUCAAGAUCUGGUUCCAGAACCGUCGCAACAAGUGGAAGCGGCAGCUGGCGGCGGAGCUGGAGGCGGCCAGCUUGUCCCCUCCGAGCGCGCAGCGUCUGGUCCGCGUGCCGGUGCUCUACCAUGAGAGUCCCCCGGCGGCCGCAGGGCCCGCGCUACCCUUUCCGCUGGCACCGCCCGCACCCGCUCCGCCGCCCCCGCUGCUCGGUUUCUCGGGCGCGCUGGCUUACCCGCUGGCUGCCUUCCCCGCUGCUGCCUCGGUGCCCUUCCUGCGCGCGCAGAUGCCGGGGCUGGUGUGAGCCCGCGCCCUCAGUGCAGGCGCACCUCGCACUACCUUGGGCUGACAUCUCUGUGGGCAGCCGCUCCAGAGUGUACCAGGCAGCGGCAGCGGGAGACUCGCAGCCAGCUACAGGGCUGGAGCCCGGCUCGGAGGCAAGCGGCAAUGCGACAACUCUGGCCGGCACUGAGUGCUGAGCAGAUUCGGGCAAACGGACACUUGGAACGGGCUGGCCACGGAACCGCAUGGUGACUGUCCCCGAGGCACCCUGCUCCUAACUACAAAUGGCCCCUUCUCCCAGGAACUUAGACA